This is a messenger RNA of Aplosporella prunicola CBS 121167, 1536 nucleotides long. RefSeq lists its product as uncharacterized. The transcript has 4 exons. The record is from RefSeq and is a predicted model, not a curated record. Gene Ontology annotation, cellular component: recycling endosome. Bases 1 to 1536 code for a protein of 511 amino acids. Lineage: Eukaryota; Fungi; Ascomycota; Dothideomycetes; Botryosphaeriales; Aplosporellaceae. Gene Ontology annotation, molecular function: guanyl-nucleotide exchange factor activity.
AUGGAGAAGCUCAAGCACAUCCUUCAUCACCACAAACGCAGGUCGGAAAGCCGUCCGUUUUCCGUCACCGCCUUCCGCCACUGGGUCGUAGCCUUCGUCAUAUGCGACUUCAACGUCGACGUUGGCCCCGAGGUGGUUUUCGUCUAUCCGCCCGACACGCCUUUCUCCCAGGCCGAUCUCUCUGCCAUAUGCUUUAACAGCUUCCCCGAGCAGCAUAACGCCGAAACUCUUCAAGGCCUGUCGUUCCAAUUUACCAUUCGCAACCGCUCUCCAGACAUAUUGCUAAGCUCGCCAUGCUCUCCGUACGGCAGCCCGAGCAAUCUUUUUGGCAACUGCGUAUUCCGCCAAGAAUUCGAUCAGACAACCAAGAGAAGCUUCAACCAGAAGAGCUUGGUGCUAAUCUCCAACCACAACUUCCCUGCCUUUUACAUGAGAAUGCUUCACCAGAUGGCCCUGACGGGCAUUUCGCUUGACCCAAACAUAUUUGAGGCUGCCUGCUCACAGAUCGCGGCAUGGCCUCCUCCGUCAAUAGGGCGCCAUGAGCUGCCUUUCAUGGGCUCUUUGCUUGCUGUUGAAAUCGCGCCGCAUCUGGCAUUCCCACUCCAAGGCUUAAUAUCUUCGCCCAGCGACCGCUCCAACAGCAACUCUGGGCCAAUAUACGCCUAUCAGCCAGUGACCUCAUGGGAAGGAUUGAUGCCCUUUCUAACCUCACUAUCAGACCUGUAUGUUGCUUAUGAGAAAAUGCUGCUCUGCGAGAAUGUUGUCGUCAUUGCAAAAAGCCCUCAGAUCUGUAGUGAGGUCGUUUCUGCGCUGGUUGAUUUGAUUAAGCCAAUCCCUUAUGCCGGAGAUAUCAAGCCCUACCUAACGAUGCAGUCUGAAUUUUGUGCCGCAGGCCUUAACGGAGGUACUUCGAGACACUUCAUUGUUGGUAUAACCAACCCGUUCCUGUUGAAGAGGAUCGUGACUGCUGCGGAGAACAGUGGUAGCACAAGACCAUAUGUGGUAUACUUGCACAGUGCGGAUGUUCCUGUGCCUGUCAAACAUCGCCGUUCAACGUCACAGCACGUUCCACCUGGAUUCGAAAUUCCCGGUGGCAUCGAUACAAAGCAGGAUGCAAAGAAAUACAUCAAGGCAGACCGCGCCUUCCUGGAUGAGCUUGACAACAUGAUGCGAUCUGGAAGAACAAAUAUGGAUACCAUCGGGCCGUUGGUCCGUCGUCACUUUGCAGAACUUACGGCGCAAUUCUUGUCUCCGCUGAUCAGAUAUUUGGCCACAAGCAUGUCACAGACCGUCAUUUCACCUGGCGGCAACCUGCAAUAUGCCAACUUUUCAGAGCCCGACUUCCUGCAGAGCCUAGCAAAACACGGGACGUCCGUUAAGUUUCGUGGCCAAGGUCCUCUCCAGCGACACAGGGCACGAGAUGCGCUGUACGUAGACUUUUGUCGCUCUCCGAACUUUUACUCUCAUCUCGAGAUGAAGCUCAGUCUGGAGAAGGAGGCUUCGGCCGGCCUGCUGAAUGGACCAUCGAAAUCUUGA